UUUCCCAGUGUCCUGCCUCCCCUCCCACACCAUCUCUUUCUGUCUGUUUGUCACUGUCCCCAUGUCCAUGGUGGUAUCUCCUCUGUCAUCUUCCAGUGCCAAGCCAGAUAGUGGGUGACAUUGGGGAUCCCUUGACUGAUCAGGAAGCCUCCUGUACUGUCCAAGCCCCUGAGCUCUGGAGCCUUCUCCCCACCCUCAGCUCAGCCCCUGCCAAUGGGCAUGGCAGACACCAUCCUCUGCUGUCUGGCGGCCUAUCUGGAAGAGCUGGAGACUGUGGAGCUGACCAAGUUCAAGAUGUACCUGGGCCUGGAGGCUGAGAGGGAGGGGGAGGGGAGAGUGCCUUGGGGCCGAAUGGAGAAGGCAGGACCGCUGGACAUGGCACAGAUCUUGGUGGCACACUGUGGCCCGGCUGAGGCCUGGGCACUGGCCCUGCGGGUCUUCAACAGAAUCAACAGGAAGGACCUGUGGAAGCGGGGGUGCCACGAGGCUCUGGUGAAGGAUGUCCUACACUCUUUGGAGGUCACGGCAUGGGACUCCUGCGGCAGAGAGUCUGGAUGCUUGGCCAAAGCCUUCCCAGGGGCAACAAAGAAAGGUGAGCAGUCAGGACUGUGCAGAUCCUGUUCCAGCACAAGCCAGCUGGAUCCCCAGGAAACUUACCGAGAACACAUCAGGCGCAAAUACCGGUUUAUUGAGGACAGGAACGCCCGCCUGGGAGAGCUUGUGAACCUUAGCCAGAGAUACACGCGACUGCUCCUGGUGAAGGAACACGCCACCCUAACCAGAGCCCAGCAUGAACUCCUGGCCACGGGGCGGCAGCACGCCCUGUGCCUGGACCAGCGGGCCAGCCCCAUCCAGAUCGAGACCUUGUUUGAGCCCGACGAGGAGCGACCCGAUGCACCACACACAGUCGUGCUGCAGGGGGCUGCCGGGAUUGGGAAGUCCAUUCUAGCCCAGAAGGUCAUGCUGGACUGGGCCGAUGGGCGCCUGUACUCGGGCCGCUUUGAUUACCUCUUCUACGUGAACUGCCGAGAGAUGAACCAGGUCCGAGAGAGGAGCCUGGAGGACCUGAUUUCGGUCUGCUGGCCGGACAGGAACGUGCCCAUUUCCGAGAUUAUUCGAGUCCCCGAAAGACUCCUGUUCAUUAUUGACGGCUUCGAUGAGCUGCGGGCCUCCUUUCACGAUCACAGAGACUGCGGCUGCAUCCAGCGGGCGGAGAGGAAGCCGGUGGAGGCCCUUCUGAGCUGCCUGCUCCGGAGGAAGCUGAUUCCGGAGCUGUCCUUGCUGAUCACCACCAGACCCAGCACCCUGGAGACCCUCCACCACCUGCUGGAGCACCCCCGGCACGUGGAGAUCCUGGGCUUUUCCGAGGCGCAGCGCGAGGAAUAUUUCCACAAGUUUUUCCGCCACGAGGAGCAGGCACGGCAGGGCUUCAGCCUGGUGCGCGACAACGAGCCGCUCUUCACCAUGUGCUUCGUGCCUAUGAUGUGCUGGAUCGUCUGCACCUGCCUCGAACAGCAGCUGGAGGCGGGCUGGCCCUUCCCCCAGACCUCGAAGACCACCACGGCCGUCUACACGUUCUAUCUGCUGAGCCUGCUGCAGCCCAAGCAGGGGAGGCCCCGGGCCCAGCCGCCGCCCAACCUCAGGGGCCUCUGCUCCUUGGCUGCCGCGGGCCUCUGGGGCCAGCGGAUCCUCUUCGAGGAGGAGGACCUGCACAGGCACGGCUUGGAGGCCGACGAUGUCUCGGCCUUCCUCAACAUGAACGUCUUCCACAAAGACAUCCAGUGUGAGAGAUACUACAGCUUCAUCCACUUGAGUUUCCAGGAGUUCUUCGCCGCGAUGUUCUACGUGCUGGAAGGAGAGCGUGGGGCCUCUCCCCCCGACGUGCAGAAGUUUCUCGACCACUACGCCAAGUCGGAGAGGAGCUCCCUGGCUCUCGCCGUGCGCUUCCUCUUUGGGCUUCUCAACGAAGAGAGGCGGAGCUCCCUGGAGAAGCACCUUGGCUGGAAGACCCGUCAGAGGGCGAAGCAAGACCUGCUGCGAUGGAUCCAGGCCAAGGCACAGAGCGAAGGCUCCACUCUGCAGCGGGGCGCCCUGGAGAUCUUCGAGUGCCUCUACGAGAUCCAGGAGGAGGACUUCAUCCAGAGAGCGCUGGACCACUUCCAGGUGGUCGUGGUCAGCGACAUGGCCACCAAGAUGGAGCACGUGGUCUCCUCCUUCUGCGUGAGUUGCUGCCGGAGCGCUCUCGUGGUCCACCUGUGCAGUACGAUGUUCAGUGCCGACAGCGAAGAAGACACGGAGAGUGAAGACAGACGGGUGUCGGUGUCGGAGGGCCUGGAGCAACCCCAGAACCAGCCUCCGAAGCUGCCAGAAAGGAACUUCCUCCCAGAGGCCUACUGUCAACAUCUCGCCGCUGCCCUCAGCGCCAACCGGAAUCUUGUAGAGCUGGUUCUGUACCGGAAUGCCUUGGGGAACCGAGGAGCGAAGCUGCUGUGCCAGGGGCUCAGACACCCCAACUGUCACCUCCAGAACCUUCGGUUGAAGCAAUGUCGAAUCUCCAGUGCUGCCUGCCAAGACAUCGCUUUGGCUCUCAGGACCAAUCGGAAUUUAACCCGGCUGGACCUGAGCAGGAACACGCUGGGUGCCACAGGCGUGAUGCUACUGUGUGAGGCCCUCCAGCAGCCCACCUGUCACCUCCAGAUGCUGCAGUUGAGGCGGUGUCAGUUGGAUGGGGCAGCAUGUCAGGAGCUCUCCAAAGUGCUGAGCACCAGCCAACACUUGACGGAGCUGGAUCUGACAGGCAACGCCCUUGGGGAUUUGGGGCUGCAACACCUGUGUCCUGGGCUGAGCCAUCCUGCCUGUAAGCUGCAGACACUGUGGUUAAAGAUCUGCCACCUGACGCCCUCUGCCUGUCAGAAUCUGUCCUCAGUCCUCAGCACCAACCAGAACCUGACUGAACUGGACCUCAGUUUAAACGACCUGGGAGACCUGGGGGUGAAAUCACUCUGCGAGGGCCUCUGCCAUUCCAAGAGCCAGCUGCAGACGCUUCGGUUGGGCAUCUGCCGACUCACCUUUGUCUCCUGUGAGGCUUUGUCCACCACCCUUCAGUCCAGCGUUCACCUCAAGGCACUGGAUGUGAGUUUCAAUGACUUGGAAGACAAGGGAGUGCACCUGCUCUGUGAGGGACUGCAGCACUCCAACUGUAAGCUUCACAAGCUGUGGCUGGACAGCUGCUGCCUCUCCGGGGCUGCCUGCAGGGACCUCGCCUCUGCCCUGGGGGCCAACCAGACCCUGAGGGAGCUCUACCUCACCAACAACGCUCUGGGGGACCUCGGGGUGCAGCUGCUGUGUGAGAGGCUGAGCCAGCCCAGCUGUAGGCUGCGCACCCUAUGGUUGUUUGGUAUGGCACUGAGUGAGGGGACCCAGCGGGCGCUGGCUGCCCUUCGAGGAUCUAAGCCGCACGUGGACAUCGGCUCCUGAGGCGCUCAGGCCGGGGAAGGCCUCAGCAUCGCCUUUCACGGGAAGCCUUCUGACACCAGGGGCCUCAUGGCCCAUCCCACCUUCUCCAAGUUUUCCUUAUGAUCAGGAAGUGUUGGAUGAGACACGUCCUAAAGGCAUGCCUGUACCUGAGAGUCCAUGAGUAAUGGGUCUAGCGUUGGACAAGAUGGGCUUUGAGAUCACUGCCAAUCCCAAGUGUUUCUGAUCCUAUUCAGGGGACUCCUGAUGGGUAAGAGGUUGGAAGAGACGCCCUCUGAGGUCCCUUCUGGCUCAAGGAGGGAUUUUCUCAUCUCGGGAGCUCUUUCAUUGGCAGAGGAUUGGAUGAGAUGACGUCUGACCUCCAGCUCUGGAAUCUCCAUGGUAGAUUCUGACGUGGGUUGGGAGGAUGAACAAGGUGCCAUCCUCAGAGGAUUCCUCUGUCUCUGUUGUCGAGGGGACCCCAGGCAAGGCACAGGAGCUUGGGCUCUCUGAGAUCUCCGCGUCAGGAAGUCCCAGUGGUGUCCUGAGAAAACCAGUCUAGCCUGGGCCAUCUGCCAUCAGCUGGAGAGGUCUGGGAUGCCGCCAUCUUUGCAACAGGCUGGAGGGGACUCUGAAUUCCUGUAAGGGCUGGUGGGGUGCUUAUAGCCCCCACCGGAAACUGGACAGAGAUCAAAGGACCAAAGAUUUCAAGCUGGAGAGGACCUUUGGGAGCGUCUGGCCGAGGCCACUCAUCUUAAGGAGGAAGAAAAAGCAGAGGUGGAGAGGAGUGGCAUGGCCAUGGCCACAUGGGCAGCAAGGUGUGGGGAGUGGAUUGGAAGCUGGGUCAGCGCUAAUGUCCUCAUUUCCCUGCUUCUCCACUUGGCCUCUCCAGUCCAUAUUUACCGAGCACCCAGUUGUGGGGUCAUAACUGCCACGGAGAUUGUAAAACAAAGGGUUCCACGCUCAUUACCUCAUUUCAGUCUCACAUGAAGAGGCUGAGUGACCUGCCUACAGUCACGCGGUGAGUUGGAGCCAGAGGCAGGAUCUGAACCCAAAGCUUCCUGGCCUCAGGCUCAGGGCUCCAUGAAAUUCCGAGCUGGGAACAUACUCUAGAACCCAGCUGUGGACUCUAGGAGGUUCCCAGAGAGGGCUUCAGUAUACCCCAAGAAGAGCAGGAAAGGACCUUGGACUGGUCCAGUGCUCUGGGGACAGGAUAAGGCUGAGAAACGGUGGGCAGAGAGGGAGAGUAACCUCAACAGAGCCAGACUGCCAGCAGUAAAUCAUCAAAUCAUCAUGAUCCAACCCAAUUGAUCAAGAUUCGUUAAGCAGCUAUGAUAGGGCAGACACAGUCCUGAGCUUGGGCGGAGAGAGACGAAAACCAAGGCAAUCCCUCCCUCAAGGACCAUCGCUCCGCCUUCCAACUCUAACCAUCCGCUUCCAGUCAGACCCCUGUCAGACUCACCCUAACUAAUUGCCUGCCCUUCUCCUCUUCCUAGCGCUUCAACCCCACAUCUCCCACAUCUCAUCCCCAUGUCCAGAAUUGACCUCACCACCUUCAUGUCCCCUGCAGACUUCCCUACUGCUGUCCCAGGCCACCACAGGUACCCUCAUCCUCAAGGCCUCAUAUUCAAACUCAUACCAAGGCCUUUGUAACAUCUCCCCAAUAAGCCCCUUCCCCUCCUCUGGCCCUGCUCACCCCAGUGAAGGUUCUUCUCACCUCAUACCUGGACUAGUGCAAUAGCUGCUAGGGGUCUGCCCCAAAUCUUCCCCUCUCCGGUCCAUCCAGCCUCACUCAGCUGCCAACAUCACCAUCCUAAAGAACAGAUCUAACCACAGCAUUCCCUCCCUCAAUAAGCUGCAAUGGCUCCCUAUUGCCUCCGGCAUCAAAUACAAAAUUCUCUGUUUUGACAUUCAGAGCCUUUCAUAACCUCACCAGUAUUGCUCCUUCCAUCCCAUGUUCUAAAGGCUCUUGCUACUCUAACAACUCUAUUCCGGGGCCCCUCUCACCUUCUACCCUGCCUCCCACCUCCACCAUGUUCUCUACCACUGGCCUCCUGGAUGCUCCUUGAACAAGACCCUCCAUCUCUGGGCUCUGGAUACUUUCUCAGGCCAACCCCAGGCCUGGCAGACCCUCCUGUCAGCCUCGUGGCCUCCCUGGCUCCCUUCCAAUCCCAGCUAAAAUCCCACCUUUUCAGGAAGCCUUUGCCACUCCACCUCAAUGCUAGUGCCUUCCCUCUCUUAAUUAUUUCCAAUUCAUCCCGUAUAUCACUUAUUUCUAUGUGUUUGUUGGUGUGGUGUCUACUGUGAGCCCCAGAGACCGCUUUGACCUUUGUUUGUAUCAAAACACAAUGCCUGACACAUAGUAGGCACUUCAUAAAUGCACACUGACUUGCUUUUGCUGGAGGAAAACACGGGUGCAGAUAAAUAAUCAUAAUAGCGGCCAGCAUUUCUAUAGCAGUUUGAAGUCUGCUAAGCUGUUCGCAGCUGUUCUAAUUCGAUCUCACAAUGACCCUGGGAGGGAGGCUCUAUUAAUACCCCCAUUUCACAGAUGAUGAGUAGAGGUUGGGAGAAUUGA
Molecule: messenger RNA, 6028 nt
Organism: Vombatus ursinus (common wombat)
Lineage: Eukaryota; Metazoa; Chordata; Mammalia; Diprotodontia; Vombatidae
Product: NACHT, LRR and PYD domains-containing protein 12-like
Exons: 10
Coding region: 214-3477 (1087 amino acids)
Biological process (GO): regulation of inflammatory response
Cellular component (GO): cytoplasm
Molecular function (GO): protein binding
Source: RefSeq, a predicted model, not a curated record